This is a messenger RNA of Arachis duranensis, 1128 nucleotides long. RefSeq lists its product as uncharacterized. The transcript has 2 exons. Bases 1 to 1128 code for a protein of 375 amino acids. The record is from RefSeq and is a predicted model, not a curated record. NCBI's taxonomy places the organism in Eukaryota, Viridiplantae, Streptophyta, Magnoliopsida, Fabales, Fabaceae.
AUGCAGAAUCAAGUUGCUGCCAUCAAGAAACUGGAAACAAAGAUUAAAUUCUUAUUCAAACAAACCCCUGGGCACAACAAUUGCAGCAAUAUUAACUCAAUACCAAGGGAAGAAUGUCAGGCCAUCACCCUCAGGAGUGGGAAGGAACUGAAGGAGACCCACAAGAAACCACCAGAGAAGGAAUUGGAUGAAGAAAACAAGGGACAUGAGAAAUCUCACACCUCAAUCCCCAAGUCACAUCAAGAAAGGGAAGUACCCAAUCCGAGCCUCUCAAAGGUCCCAUACCCACAGCAGUUGCAAUUAAAGAAGAAGGGAGAUGACAACCAAUUUUCAAGAUUCUUGGAGAUCUUCAAGAAAUUACAAAUAAACAUACCCUUUACUGAAGCAAUCGAGCAAAUGCCACUCUAUGCCAAUGCCAUUAUCCAACACAAAUUGCCUCAAAAAUUGAAGGAUCCUGGGAGUUUCCGAAUCCCCUGUAUCAUUGGAGAAAUCACUGUGGAAAAGGUCUUAUGUGAUCUAGGAGCCAGCAUAAAUCUAAUGUCUCUAGCAAUGAUAAAAAAGAUGAAGAUUGAAGAAGCCAAACCAACAAGAAUGGCCCUCCAACUAGCAGACAGGUCAUUCAAAUUUCCCCAUGGGGUAGUAGAAGACUUGUUGGUGAAGGUGAGAGACUUCAUUUUCCCAGCAGAUUUCGUAGUACUAGACAUGGAAGAAGGAGCUAAAACCUCCAUCAUCUUGGGGAGGCCAAUUUUAGCCACUGCCGGAGCCAUUAUUGAUGUCCAAAAGGGUGAACUUGUCCUCAGAUUACACGAGGAGAAAAUGACAUUCAAUAUGUUUAAGGCCAUGAGAUACCCACAUGACUUAUUGGGAGAAUGUAUGAGGCUGGACUCAGUAAAAGCUUUGGUACAAGAAACUCUUGAAGAAGAGCUUGAAACAUCAAUAGAAGAAGAGUUAGCAACAAGUGAAGAAGCUGCAGCCGCUGAAAUACAUGUUCAAAGUGGGCUAGAAGAGAAGGAGGAAAGAAAAGAAGCACCUAAAUUGGAGCUUAAGGCACUACCAACCACUCUUAAGUAUGCAUACUUGGGAGAAAAUAAAAGCUAUCCAGUAAUCAUAAAUUCAGCUCUCAGCUAA